AUGGGAAAAAAAUAUUUAGUAGCACUCGAUGGUUCAGAAAACUCUAACUACGCUCUUUCAUGGGCUCUUGAAAAUCUGAUUGAUCUGAAUGAUGGUGUAUUAUUAUUAUUAAGCAUUGGCAUCUUAUCUUGGAGCGUACCGUUUGAAUAUUCUGCGGUAGAACAAGAAGCAGAAAACAUUGUAAAUAGUGGAAAAAAAUUGGUUGAGGAUUAUCUUGCAACUAAAAAAAUAGAGCUUCCUCUGGAAUUACACUUUAACUCUAGUACCGAUCUGCCGAAUUUUAUUGUUGAUUUCAUCAGGGAACAUCAUGUUGACGUCCUCGUUUUGGGAAAUAAAGGGAAUAUUUCUCGCCAUUGUCUUAGUUUUGCUGAUUGUACGGUUGUAAUCGUUCGAAAAAAAAUACGAGAUAAAGCACUAUCAAAAGCUACUAUUUAUCAGUGGAUUGAAUUAUUCAAUGCUGAACAAUCAAGGAUUGAAGAUGCACCUCGGUCUGGAC
Racocetra persica is the source of this 496-nucleotide messenger RNA. Lineage: Eukaryota; Fungi; Glomeromycota; Glomeromycetes; Diversisporales; Gigasporaceae. The record is from the annotation of a GenBank genome assembly.